CCCGUCAUGCACAUGCGCAGUGACAGCAACCGUUGAACGUUGGAUCCGCGUGAAGUAAGACAGACGAAGAAAAUCAAACGGGACGAAAUCAAAGAAUUUCAAGAGAAGAACGUAAACGAAUACCGGAGGUUUGAGAGGCGAUUUACCGGGAGUCUGACCGAGGAGGAUGGAGCAGCUGGAGCCGAAGAGGAUGGAGCAGCUGGAGCGUCUGAAAGAUGAAGAGAAGCAGGAGGAGGGGCAGUGUCUCCAUGACAACAGCGAUGGGACCAACAACAACAACAACAACAACCGCCCCAAGACGGUGUGUCCAGGUGCAGGUGAACAUCCUCUUCAGUAUAACUACACUUUCUGGUACAGUAGACGAACCCCCAGUCGACCGGCCAGUUCGCAGACGUACGAACAGAACAUCCGACAGAUCGGCACCGUGGCCUCGGUGGAACAGUUCUGGAAGUUCUACAGUCAUCUGGUUCGACCAGGAGACCUGAGUGGACACAGUGACUUCCACCUGUUUAAAGAAGGAAUCAAACCCAUGUGGGAGGUACAACCAUGCACCUUUAAACUAACACCUACACACCUUGAAACUAACACCUACACACCUUGAAACUAACACCUACACACCUUUAAACAAACCCUAACUGCACACCUUUAAACUAACAACCAUGCACCUUUAAACUAACAACUAUGCACCUUUGAACUAACCCCAACUACACACCUUUAAACUAACCCUAACUGCACACCUUUAAACUAACAACCACACACCUUUGAACUAACCCCAACUACACACCUUUAAACUAACCCCAACUGCACACCUUUAAACUAACAACCACACACCUUUGAACUAACCCCAACUACACACCUUUAAGCUAACCCUAACUACACACCUUUAAACCAACAACCACACACCUUUGAACUAACCCCAACUACACACCUUUAAGCUAACCCUAACUACACACCUUUAAA
This is a messenger RNA of Sphaeramia orbicularis (orbiculate cardinalfish), 960 nucleotides long. RefSeq names its product eukaryotic translation initiation factor 4E type 2-like. The record is from RefSeq and is a predicted model, not a curated record. The transcript is spliced from 4 exons. Gene Ontology annotation, biological process: translational initiation. Gene Ontology annotation, molecular function: translation initiation factor activity; RNA 7-methylguanosine cap binding. Bases 167 to 601 code for a protein of 144 amino acids. Gene Ontology annotation, cellular component: eukaryotic translation initiation factor 4F complex. Lineage: Eukaryota; Metazoa; Chordata; Actinopteri; Kurtiformes; Apogonidae.